CUGCCAAUGCCAAUGCGAGUACUGUGGCCACCGAUGCGAAUGACGACAGCUCAGAUGCUCUGCAAGCUCUGCAGAAUGAAGUUGCUGAGCUCAAGGCCAGCGCGGUGACUGAGAAAGCGGCGUAUGAUAAACUCAAGCACAGGGCAACCGACAUGCAAACUAAGCUCAAGACCUUCAUGGCUGAUAGGAAGAAGCUAAAGACUGAGUUGGAAACUUACAAGGUGUGUCACACACACUAUAU
Molecule: messenger RNA, 241 nt
Organism: Sphaeroforma arctica JP610
Lineage: Eukaryota; Ichthyosporea; Ichthyophonida
Exons: 1
Source: RefSeq, a predicted model, not a curated record